Molecule: messenger RNA, 4458 nt
Organism: Pristis pectinata (smalltooth sawfish)
Lineage: Eukaryota; Metazoa; Chordata; Chondrichthyes; Rhinopristiformes; Pristidae
Product: macrophage colony-stimulating factor 1 receptor-like
Exons: 18
Coding region: 1536-3500 (654 amino acids)
Biological process (GO): positive regulation of kinase activity; cell surface receptor protein tyrosine kinase signaling pathway; osteoclast differentiation
Cellular component (GO): CSF1-CSF1R complex; signaling receptor complex
Molecular function (GO): ATP binding; macrophage colony-stimulating factor receptor activity
Source: RefSeq, a predicted model, not a curated record
CUGUCCGGGCGCCGUUAACCGUUGUCCCUGCUCCUGCCUCACCCACCACCCUUGGGUCCUCACUAAAUCUCCCCCCUCACCCUCACCCUGCGCCCUCCAGCUCGAUCCCCACCCCCAGGAAACAGACUGUUCAUUCACCCCGUCUACACCCUCACGGUUUUACGCACCUCUAUAACAUCAGCCCCCAGUCUCCGACCCACCAAAGGAUGGUCCCAACCUGCUCAACCUCUCCGUAAAGCCCCUCCAGACCUGCUAACAUCCUGGUAAAGCUCCUCCCCGCUCUUUCCAGCUUAAUGGCAUCUUUCCUGCAGCAGGGUGACCAGAACUGAACACAGCAUCCAAACACGGCCUCACUAAUACCUUGUACAACCACAACGUAACAUCCCAGCUCCUGUACUCAGUGCCCUGACUGAUGAAGCCCAGUGUACCAGAUGCCCUCUUCACCGCCCUGUCUACCUAUGACUCCACUUUCAGGGAAUCGUAUCAGAAUCAGGUUUAUUAUCACUGGCAGAUGUCGUGAAAUGUUUUGCGGCAGCAGCACAGUGCAAGACAUGAAAAUUAUUAUAAGUUACAAAAAUAAAUAGUGCAGGAGAGGAAUAACGAGGUAGUGUUCAUGGACUGGAUAUACCUGAACUCCAGGCUCCCUCUGUUCUACAACACUCCCCAGGGCCCUGCCGUUCACUGUGAAAGUCCUGCCCUCAUUUGUCUUCCUAAAAUACAACACCUCACACUUAUCUGAAUUAAACAACUCCAAUUGCCAUUUCUCAGCCCACUUACCCAGCUGACCAAAACCCCUCUGUAAUUCCUAAAAACCAAAUUCACUGUCGACAAUACCAGUCAUUCUUUUGUCAUCUGCAGUUUACUAACCAAGCCUUGUACAUCCAAACCGUUUAUAUAAAUAAUGAACGAUAAGGGUCCCAGCAUCGACCACCAGUCACAGGCCUCCAGCUCUCACUCUGUUACCCUGCACGGUACAGCAGGUCAUUGGUUAUUCAGGUGCAUUCCAAACACACUGAGGGUCUCUGCUUCAGUCACCCUUCAGCAGUAAGUGUGGGUCUCUUACAGGCAAGGGCAGAAAGCUAUAAGAGGCAGUUAGUGGGGAAAAGUAAAUACAUCAUGUUCGUCAUCAUGGUUGGGAAACCUUUUGGAAAGCCGAAAACCAAAGAUUCUCGGAGUGAGAAGCGAGGAUUUGUAAAGUGCAAUAGUCAAUGGGAUUAGAACUCAAUCAAUCUACUGGACGUGACAGAAGAAAUGGUGGCGCUGUGGAUGGUGAAGAACGUUGUCAGACCAUACAGCGGGAUACAGGUAAGUUCCACGUUUCGAUUAUCUGCCUGCGACUGGUAUUGUCAGUGGGUGCUGGCGAUGGUUAUUUUGGGCAACGCAAGUGUCGCACCAGAGGAUGUGUCAGAGCAGAACAUUAAAGGAGAAGUUGGAUCUGCAAUCGUGCUGACUCCUGAAGAAUCACUUCAGUGUAUCUGACAGCACGCCAUGUCCUGAGCAGUGUCCGGCUGCUGAACCUGGGGCUGGAGACCACCAUGUAUCUGUGGAUCACCCUCUUCGUGCUGCCGAUCACCUGCUGGGCAGACUUCGACCUUGCGCUUGAACCCAGGGAGCAGCUGCAGCUGAGGGGGGAACCGUUUGUGGCAACAUGUACUGCCCUCAGUGACACCCUGUCUGUCAAUGUGAAUUGGGUCUCUCCGCAGGGAGAGUUUCUCAACUCGAAACAUUUCCGGGAUUUCGGUGAUCGUUUCAAUUUAACUGCACAGCUGCGCAUUCCGAGCGUGAGCCGGAAUGACUCAGGGAAUUACACCUGCCUGCUGCGAGGGAAGGAGUCUGGAGAAGCCAUGGAACUGCGGGCUGUGUCCUCGCUGCACGUGGUCGAGGAACCUUACAUACAAAUCUUCACGGAGCAGAAGACCAAGCUGCAGGUAGAAUUCGGGGCCAACAUCCAACUGAAGGUGAAGGUCAAGGCCUACCCCAGGCUGCUGGAACAUCGAUGGAUCUACCACGGCCAGGGCAAUAACACCAUUCACAGUUCAACGUUCACCACAGACAACCACAGGUAUGAGAGUACUUUAUCACUGGUGCGUGUGAAGGACACCGAGAGCGGCUUCUACAAGUUCCUGGCGUCCAGUGGAGAAGUGAACUCAUCUCUGACCUUCCAAGUAUUAAUCAGUCGUCACCCUGAUGAUAACCUCCUCUUCGACUGGGUGCUGUGGAUCACGGGAUCCCUGGUUGUGUUACUGACCUUCUUCAUCGCGCUCCUCAUCUACAAGUACAAACAGAAACCCAAGUACGAAGUCCGUUGGAAGAUCAUCGAGGCCGUCAAUGGCAACGACUACACCUUCAUCGACCCCACCCUGCUGCCCUACAACGAGAAGUGGGAGUUCCCCAGGGAGAAGCUCCGCCUAGGGAAGGUACUUGGAGCCGGAGCCUUUGGGAAGGUGGUCGAGGCCACAGCCUACGGACUGGGCGAGGGACACGAGGCGACCAAGGUGGCCGUCAAGAUGCUGAAACCCAGCGCCCACUCCAUCGAGAGGGAGGCCCUGAUGUCCGAGCUGAAGAUCCUGAGCCACCUGGGGCAGCACUCCAACGUGGUCAACCUCCUGGGGGCGUGCACACUCGGAGGCCCGGUCCUUGUUAUCACGGAAUACUGUUGCUAUGGCGAUUUACUGAACUUCCUGAAGCAGAGGGCCCAGAGCCUAACGUACUGUGACUGCGCGGACCAUUACAAGAACAUGUCUCAGCUGAAGGGAGCCAUCAGCUCAGACAACUACCUUCCCAUGAAGUCGAGCGUACCUGGUACAAUCCCGAUCAUUUCUCAGUCCGGACACCAGGACUCCGAGGACGACAAGGAGCCGCUCAACGUGGAGGACCUACUGAGAUUCUCUCACCAGGUGGCCACCGGCAUGGACUUCCUGUCCUCCCGAAACUGCAUCCACCGGGACCUCGCCGCCAGGAACAUUCUGCUGGCACAGGGCCGCGUGGCGAAGAUCUGUGACUUUGGCUUGGCCAGAGACAUCAUGAAUGACUCCAAUUACGUGGUGAAGGGCAACGCCCGUCUCCCCGUGAAGUGGAUGGCUCCGGAGAGUAUCUUCGACUGUGUCUACACCGUGCAGAGUGACGUCUGGUCCUAUGGGAUCCUCUUGUGGGAGAUCUUCUCACUGGGUUCCAGCCCGUACCCGGGAGUCCCCGUGGACAGCAGGUUCUACAAGCUGAUCAGAGCAGGCUUCCAGAUGGACAGACCGGCUGCUGCCCCUCCAGACCUCUACGAUGUCAUGACCCAGUGCUGGAGACUGGAGGCCACUGAGAGGCCCACCUUCAACCAGAUUGUGAAGCUGAUCGGGAAACAGAAAGGCGAUUUCUAUGAACGGGACUACACCAACCUGUCGAGGGAUGAGGAGGUCCCGGAGUCUCCUCGCUGUCAGUCACCCGUUCACGGUGGGUGUGAGGUGGGAAUGGACACCCUCCCACUCAUCAACCCCUACAGCAAGAUGUGAGGCCGGAGCAGUGGGCACUUUCCCCUUGGCGUCCGAGAGUAGCUGAAUGAGCGCACACCCCCAGCGUGCAGGGACACUGCUUUGCACUUCCUAAUCAAUGCUUCAUGCCUUGACCACUGACUGAGUAACACGGGGUCAUCUUCAUCCGCUGGGCUGGUGGUCACUCGGAGCAUUAGACCAGGGGAGGGGGUGAGGGAGGGUGAGGGGGUGAGGGGGAGGGAGGGGAAGCUGUUUCUUAUUGCAAUAACCAUGGAUGCAGGGAGGAGAUGUAGAAGCAGCAGCCUCGAGUACAAUGCCCUUGUUUUAACCCUGCCACUAAUACUGCAGGCUUGGGUUUAACUAUCAGUGGAACCGGGAACCGGGGUGGGGUCCAUGCAUUGGGCUUGGGUUCCUGAAUCAUGCUUUUUAAGCACAGUUAUUGGAAUUCUAACAUUCUAACAACCUGGGAAGAGGGGUAACUAUGACCUGACUGCACCUGAGGGGCCUCCCAGCCCACAUUUAACCCUUUAGCCCUGACGUGCCUGUGCUGUGGGAGGGAGUGGCAGAGAGUCCGUCCUGAACCACACGUGAGGAAUGGCUGCACUCCGUGACAUUCUGUGAAAAUUCCCCGGGUGUUUAUAAUAUGGAAAACGGCCAUUCCCACAGUGACUGUGAUGCAAAUAAUAAAUUUUAAAGGCUUCUAUUAACCCCGACACGUGCCCAAGGGAACUAACAGCAGUUCACCUGAAACCACCUGUGCUGUAGAUACCUCGGCGGUGCCUGGUCAGUCAUUAACCUGGUUUUUAUAACAAGUUUAACCUCACUGAUCACCGGUGAAUUGGCAGUGCCUCGAAGCGCAGAACUAAUUUUGCUGUGUAACUAAAGCGCUUGAUUGUUAAAUUUACUGAAGCACUAAACAUUGUAACUGAUAAAUUUAAACUUUGCUGGAGUUUACUUGGAAUAAACAUCGACUAACUUC